This is a messenger RNA of Eubalaena glacialis (North Atlantic right whale), 2362 nucleotides long. RefSeq names its product MYB proto-oncogene like 1 (gene MYBL1). The transcript has 16 exons. Gene Ontology annotation, molecular function: RNA polymerase II cis-regulatory region sequence-specific DNA binding; DNA-binding transcription factor activity, RNA polymerase II-specific. NCBI's taxonomy places the organism in Eukaryota, Metazoa, Chordata, Mammalia, Artiodactyla, Balaenidae. Bases 92 to 2344 code for a protein of 750 amino acids. The record is from RefSeq and is a predicted model, not a curated record. Gene Ontology annotation, cellular component: nucleus. Gene Ontology annotation, biological process: regulation of DNA-templated transcription.
AGGGAGGGUCGGGGAGAAGGAGCAUUAGCCUGAGGCUGGAGGAGGCUGAACUGCGUCCCCGCCCAGCCCGCGCCUAUGCGGUACUUGAAGGAUGGCGAAGAGGUCGCGCAGUGAGGAUGAGGACGAUGACCUUCAGUAUGCUGAUCAUGAUUAUGAAGUCCCACAACAAAAAGGGUUGAAGAAACUCUGGAAUAGAGUAAAAUGGACAAGAGAUGAGGAUGAUAAGUUAAAGAAGUUGGUUGAACAACAUGGAACUGAUGAUUGGACUCUAAUUGCUAGUCAUCUUCAAAAUCGUUCUGAUUUUCAGUGUCAGCAUCGGUGGCAGAAAGUUUUAAAUCCAGAAUUGAUAAAGGGUCCCUGGACUAAAGAAGAAGAUCAGAGGGUUAUUGAAUUAGUUCAGAAAUAUGGGCCAAAAAGAUGGUCUUUAAUUGCAAAACAUUUAAAAGGAAGAAUAGGCAAGCAGUGUAGAGAAAGAUGGCAUAAUCAUCUGAAUCCUGAGGUAAAGAAAUCUUCCUGGACAGAAGAGGAGGACAGGAUUAUCUAUGAAGCACAUAAGCGGUUGGGAAAUCGUUGGGCAGAAAUUGCCAAACUACUUCCUGGAAGGACUGAUAACUCUAUCAAAAAUCAUUGGAAUUCUACUAUGCGAAGAAAAGUGGAGCAGGAAGGCUACUUACAAGAAGGAAUAAAAUCAGAACGAUCUUCAUCUAAACUUCAACACAAACCUUGUGCGACUAUGGACCAUUUGCAAACCCAGAAUCAGUUUUACAUACCUGUUCAGAUCCCGGGCUAUCAGUAUGUGUCACCUGGAGGCAAUUGUGUAGAACAUGUUCAGCCUUCUUCUGCCUUUAUUCAGCAACCCUUUGUUGAUGAAGACCCUGAUAAGGAAAAAAAAAUAAAGGAACUUGAGUUGCUUCUUAUGUCAGCUGAGAAUGAAGUUAGAAGAAAGCGAGUUCCAUCACAACCUGGAAGCUUUUCUAGCUGGUCUGGUAGUUUCCUCGUGGAUGAUAGCAUGUCUAAUACUCUAAGCCUCGAGGAGCACACUAGUGAGUUUUACGGUCUGGAUGAAAAUCAGGCUGUGUCUGCUCAGCAGAACUCACCCACAAAGUUCCUGGCCGUGGAGGCAAAUGCUGUGCUGUCCUCUCUACAGACCAUCCCAGAAUUUGCAGAGACUCUAGAACUUAUUGAAUCUGAUCCCGUAGCAUGGAGUGAUGUUACUAGCUUUGAUCUCUCUGAUGCUGCUGCUUCUCCUGUCAAGUCCACCCCAGUUAAACUAAUGCGAAUUCAACACAACGAAGGAGCCAUGGAAUGUCAAUUUAACGUCAGUCUUGUACUUGAAGGGAAAAAAAACAGUUGUAACGGUGCAGACAGUGAGGCUGUUCCUUUAACAUCCCCAAGUGUGGCUAAGUUUAGCACUCCACCAACCAUCCUCAGAAAGAAGAGAAGAAUGCGAGUGGGUCAGUCCUCAGGCAGCGAACCUGGCGAUGGCUCAUUCAAUGAUGGUGGUAAUACGGCACUAAAACACACACCGGUGAAAACACUACCAUUUUCUCCUUCACAGUUUUUCAACACGUGUCCUGGAAAUGAACAAAUUAAUAUAGAAAAUCCUUCAUUCACAUCAACCCCUAUUUGUGGGCAGAAAGUUCUCAUUACAACUCCUCUUCAUAAGGAAACAACCCCCAAAGAUCAAAAGGAAAAUGUAGGGUUUAGAACACCUACUAUUAGAAGAUCUAUAUUGGGUACCACACCAAGAACUCCUACUCCUUUUAAGAAUGCGCUUGCUGCUCAGGAGAAAAAAUAUGGACCUCUUAAAAUUGUGUCACAGCCACUUGCCUUCUUGGAAGAAGAUAUUCGGGAAGUUUUAAAAGAAGAAACUGGAACAGACAUAUUCCUCAAAGAGGAAGAUGAACCACCUUACAAAAGCUGCAAACAAGAGCAUACUGCUUCUGUAAAGAAGGUCAGAAAAUCACUAGUCUUAGAUAAUUGGGAAAAAGAAGAACCAGCCACUCAACUAGUAACUGAAGACCUUUCAGACAUGCAGUCAGAAAAUAUAUUUACAACAUCUUUAUUAAUGAUACCAUUAUUGGAAAUACAUGACAAUAGGUGCAACUUGACUCCUGAAAAACAAGAUAUAAAUUCAACCAACAAAACAUAUACACUUAAUAAAAAGAAACCAAACCCUAACACUUCCAAAGUUGUCACAUUGGAAAAGAAUCUUCAGUCUUGUGAAUGGGAAACAGUGGUUUAUGGGAAGACGGAAGACCAACUUAUCAUGACGGAACAAGCAAGAAGAUAUUUGAGUACUUAUACAACUACAGGCAGUACCUCAAGAGCUCUCAUACUGUGAUUGUUAUUAAAACUGAUG